AUGCGAUGCGCGAGCAAGGCCGCCGAGAGCGCGUCCGCACGUCUCUGUGCGGACGCCGAAGCAGAAACAACAGCAACUGAUGUCUCAUCGGUUGCUGAAGCGACCCAGCCUGUGUCACCUGGUGAUGCAGGCGCUGGUCAUGAAGACACUCGUGUCUUCACAGAGUAUGAGCUCGGAGUCUCAUACUCUCCUGAUACGGAAGACGGAUCCGUAUCGACGGCGAUCGAAUCCAAGCCGCCUGCCAAGCGUGGCAUGGAUGAUGCUAUGCUAGCAUCUUUGGUUCAUUUGAUGAAUCAGAUGAACCAUCGCCGAAGCGAAGGCGCUCGAGGGAUCCAUCACCUUGACCCCAGUGCGAAAAACUAUCGCGCUGAGAAUGAGUUCAUCAUCGAUUCUUUCUUCAAUCAUCGAUGGUACAGUGGGAAUCACAAGCGUGAUGGUCCCUCACUGCUUCAGGCGUGGAACGCCUACAUCCAUAACCUUGAGGAUGUAGGUCGUGACGCUUGGAACGACAAACUUAUCAAAGCUCGUGAUAAGUUUGAAAAGCGAACCCCGACAGGUGCACGCUACAAGCUGCAUCGUCUGUAUAGGGAGAAAGGGUUACCCUGCCUCUCUUGGGGAGACCAGUGCCCUUGUUGUGUGAACAACUCUGCACGAGCACCUAAGGAGGCUUACCUCCUUACCAGCCCGUGGUGGCGCGUACGUGUCUCUACUGAGAUGUACGAAGGGAUUGACAACCUGAAAUCCCUUUACGACCGUACCGGGAAGACUUUCUCCGGCGGUCCUUCUGCGGCACAGGAUGUGCCGCGUCGUACUGCUCAACCAGACCCAGUACGUCAACUAUCAGUUGGGAGCGGGGCUCCCAAGUAUCCCAGGACGGGGGAUAGCCGCGCCACCGGACGAGAUAACUCGUCCGACGUCCGUUCACGUCGCGGUGGUUCAACAGCUGCUCAACUAGAUCGCGCUGGCCACCGCGAGAGUCCUCUAAUGGAGGUGGAGGAGGAGGAAAGACGCUCUCCACACGAUCAUGUGGAUCGGUGUGUACCCGAGAGCUUCUUUGAUCGCGUAACGCAAGGGUUACGCGACGAUCUCGAACAUGAGCGGAAUAGGCGUCUCCAGAUGGCGGACACUGCCUCGAAGCAUCGAGCUGAGUUUGCCUUUGCUCAGCUCGAGAACGAGAGAUCUCUGACAUCUCUUCGUGACGAGCUAAGGGUAGCUCGUGGGAUUGCUGAUCGGUCUCGGGAUGAGAUAGCUGCUCUUCAGACCCUUGUUGAUGCCCACCAUCGGGAGCACAAGGCUCUCUGCGAGAUGCUUGAGCGCAAGGGCGUUCUUCAUCGGAAGAAGCAGCGUACUGAUGGUACGGCUUAA
Messenger RNA from Peronospora matthiolae, 1365 nucleotides. The record is from the annotation of a GenBank genome assembly. NCBI's taxonomy places the organism in Eukaryota, Oomycota, Peronosporomycetes, Peronosporales, Peronosporaceae.